AUGUUUCCUGCAGACUGCCGGGAGAUCCUGCUUCCUCUGAUGACAGAACAGCUGAAGUUUCAUCUAGAGAACCAGGAGGAACUGGAGGCCUGCUGUCAGCUGCUGAGUAACAUACUAGAGGUCCUCUACAGGAAGGAUGUGCUGAAGCGCCUAAGAGAGGCAGAGAGCCAGUUUAUGCCCCUGCUGGAUAAGAACAAGAGGCUGAGCAGGAAGAAUGAGGAGCUGGCCCACGCAUUCAGACGCAUGGAGAACAAACUACGCUUCAUUACAGAGGAGAACAUGGAAAUGAGAGAGAAGGUAGCCACCAAAAGACGUCCCAGCUCUCUAAACGACCUUGAUCAGAGUCAGGAGGAGAGAGAGAUCGAGUUCCUCAGACUGCAGGUUCUGGAACAGCACAAUAUUAUUGACGACCUGUCAAAGGCUCUGGAGACAGCUGGAUACGUGAAGAGUGUGAUUGGUAUGAUCAGGGAGGAGACAGAGAUGAGGUUUCAUCAGUUGACCAUGGAGUACCAGGCUCUUCAGAGAGCCUAUGCACUUCUACAGGAGCAGGUGGGGGGCACGUUUGAUGCAGAGAAGGAAGUCAAGACAAGAGAACAGUUGCAAGCAGAGCUUAUUCUCUACCAAACCAGAAUACAGGACCUGGAGUGUGUUCUGUCCCAGCAAGGACAGGAUAUGAAGUGGAUCGAGGAGAAACAAGCCCUAUAUCAAAGAAAUCAAGAACUUAUAGAGAAGAUCAAGCACAUGGAAACAGAGGAGUCACGUUUAAAAAACGAAUUUCAGGACGCCAGAGACCAAAAUGAACUCCUGGAGUUCCGGAUCCUUGAACUUGAAGAGAGGGAGAGGAGAUCUCCAGGAAUCAACUUCCACAACAUCCACUUCUGUGAAGGCAUCAGUCCACUGCAGGUGUACUGUGAGGCCGAGGGAGUCACAGACAUUAUCAUCACAGAGCUAAUGAAAAAGCUAGAUAUACUGGGGGAUAAUGCCAACCUAUCCAACGAGGAGCAGGUGGUGGCCAUUCACGCCAGGACCGUCUUAACGCUAGCAGAGAGGUGGCUUGAGAAUAUAGAGGUCACCAAAACAGCUUUAGCACAGAAAAGGAUGGACAUUGAAAGUGAGAAGCAUGUGUUCAGUAAACAGAAAGGCUAUCUGGAUGAGGAGUUGGACUACAGGAAACAGUCCAUGGCUCAGGCUCACAAGAGGAUCUUGGAGCUAGAGGCAAUGCUGUUUGAUGCCCUGCAACAGGAUGCGGGGGCCAAGAUGUCAGAGAUGCUGUCGGACGACGAGAGGGAGACACUGCGUCGGGCGGUGGAGCAGUGGAAGAGAGGAGUCAUGAUGGAGCUCAGAGAGAGGGACUCACAGAUCCUCAGGGAGAGAAUGGACAUGCUACAGCACUCACAGCAGAGAAUCAAAGAACUGGAGGAAUGGAUAGCAGCUCAGAAAAGACAGAUAAAGGAACUAGAAGAAAAGCCUUCAUUCUUUGGUCAUAGUUCUCCAGGGAAGCCAGAGCAAUUCACAGGUUUCCAGAUUGUCUUGUACAUUGUGUUCAAGAGGACAGGAUUUGGAAUCCAAGAUGGCUCCCAGAAGACUUCUUCACACGAGAAACCAGUCAACUAUGCUGCAACACUGACUUUAGAUAGAAUUCUAUCACCAUGUUUUUUUCACGUUUUUUUUAAAAGGACAAAAAAAAACGUGGUGCUCUGGUCGCUUCCCUUUGGAAGCAUGAAGAAGAAGAGGAAGAGUUUGAUUGAUUGA
This is a messenger RNA of Oncorhynchus gorbuscha (pink salmon), 1752 nucleotides long. Its product is annotated as janus kinase and microtubule-interacting protein 3-like. The record is from RefSeq and is a predicted model, not a curated record. The coding region runs from base 1 to 1752 and encodes 583 amino acids. The transcript has 18 exons. Lineage: Eukaryota; Metazoa; Chordata; Actinopteri; Salmoniformes; Salmonidae. Gene Ontology annotation, molecular function: microtubule binding; kinase binding.